UUUUGUGCUUUUAAUUCAAGACGUCCGAUAACAUAUAUAUCAACUGUAAGAAGUGUAUAGGAUGCAUAUCAAGUUUUGUUGCUUCUAAGACAUAUUGCAAGUACCCGCUAGGACGAUCGAUUUUGUAACUAGCACGUACUUCUAAAUCUCCCUCUUUCAGAAUGGUUGAACCCUGAAUAUGGUUCAGCUGUCUUGGACCAGCCCGUUUAGUAUAGAUGAGUUGGCUACUAUCAUGUUGGAUGCAGCAACAUGGAAGGUUAUGGAUUUUUGUCAGUUCGCAUCAGUUCUUGGUCUUUGUUGCAUAAGCGGUUGGCAUAUUAAUAAACAGAAGUUCUUCGUAAGUAAAGGGUAUGCAUAUCGUAAGGGUUAUGGGUUAUCUGGAUCAAAGGCUGUGAACAAACAUUCGUUUUUAUAAACUUUCUGUUAAGACCGGAUAUGAAGACCACGUGGUUUACUGAUGUUAUAUUGUAGUGAUGACACAGAAAAUUCCUGGUACAAGGAGAUACUGCUUAUUUGAGAAGCAAUUGUAUGUAUCAGUUAGUAUUGAAAACAGAAAGAUGUGUUAUCUACCAGGAGUUUGAAGACCAAAUAAUUGACUUAAUGGAAGACUUCAUGUGUUGAGAAGACACUUUAAUAAUAAUAAAAAAAACAACAGACAACAGGUGUCUAGUUAUUGAACAUGCUGAUAAUGAGUAACAAUGAAUAACACUCUCCUUGUUUUCUUGUAUGCCGAAGAAAAUCUGGAUGCCUUUUACUUCUUCACACUUUUAUAUUAAAACGUUGUUGACAAAAUAAUAGGUGAUUUCAUUUAUACAAUAUGUCUUGGCAAAUGACCAAACCCCCUACAUCUCGUCACGUACCACCUCUUUGGGCUAACCUCCCCCCUGCCCUCUGGUCAGCUCUUAUGGAGGACGGGGGUGCAUGUUCUCAGUCUGAUUCGUGUUCAGAAUCAUCAAUGUUUUCUUCUAAAGUUUCCUCGGAUGGAUGUGAUUCCGAUUUAGAAGGUGAUAUCACUCAAAAAGGGUAUGAGAAGAAGAAAGCCAAGUUAGUAGGUCCUUAUCUCCCAAGCCACGCAGCAGCGCCACCUAUCGUUCCCGGUGCCGCCAGUCCUUCUACCCGAGCAAAGCGGCUUGCUCGGCGAGCUCAACGAAGACUCACAAGACACGAGAGUCGAUAUCACUCAGAAGUCAGACAGGAGGCCGUUCAGCAGGCCAUAGCUGCUAUGCAGAAUAGAGGCAAACCAUCUGUCCCAAUGCCUUCCAAGAGAACCUCUGUAAUGGCCACAUCACCUUCUAGAGAAAGACAUCGAUCAGACUCCUCAUCAGAUGAAGAUAGUGUUCUGAAUGAGGGCAGUACGCCUGAACAAGAAAGGUGUUCUCGUCCCUUUCAUCAAAUCUUGGGGGUACAAUCUGACACUUCCAGUACCUCCUCAGCCAGGGAAACUCCUCCCCCUCGUCAAACAAAUAUUCGCUUUGACAAUAGCAGUAGAGGAGGUUUUGAGUUGGAACGUAGUGGUAGUCGACAUGAAGGAGUGACAAAUCUUGCAGAUGUGAUGCAGAAUCUUACACCUAAUUUGAGUAUUCAACCAGAUCUCACUAGCAACACUGAUUUUCGAAGUCAAGGAGACCAGUUACAUAGCUAUAACCAGGCUCAUAUGUCUUCAGUGCGUAUGACACAAUACUCAGCUACAGGCUUAGAAUACAAUACAGGAACUGGUAAAUGGAAAGUUUCAUCCAAAAUUCAGCAACUGCUCAACACAUUAAAGCGGCCAAAAAGAAAACCUUUACCAGAGUUCUAUGUGGAUGAUGAAACACACUUAGAGAUUUCAGCUAACCAACUCCACCCAAAUUCCCCUCAACCAGAAGGAAGCACAAUGAACCCUCAUUUAGGUGAACAGCUUAUGGUGCCAUCUGGCCUUCCCAAAAAUUUGGAAGCAGCCAUUCAAAGAUAUGGUUCUGCCACUUUCAAAGCCCCUGUAGUUACUGUUUUAGAUACCAAUGGCAAGAUUGGAAGUCCUCUGACAUAUGGAAAGCUGCUAAGUCGUGCACAGAAAAUAGCUUAUAAUAUUUUGAACAAAACAGGACUGAAAGGGGAAGAUGGAAUUAAACAAGGAGACAGAGUUGCCCUUGUCUACCCCAACAAUGACCCAGUGUCAUUCAUGUGUGCUUUCCAUGGAUGUCUGAUAGCAGGUGUAAUACCUGUACCCAUUGAGGUUCCUCUUACAAGAAGGGAUGCUGAUUCAUUGCAGAUAGGGUUCUUGUUAGGAAAUUGUGGGGUUAACUUCGCACUAACUUCAGAAGCCUGUUACAAGGGCUUACCUAAAACUUCAGCAGGGGAGGUCCAUACUUUUAGAGGCUGGCCAAAUCUACACUGGUUUAUCACAGAUCAUCUAAGUAGACCCCAGAAAGACUGGAUGCCUCCACCUAAAUUAUCAGAUGAGGCUACUGCUUACAUAGAAUACACUGUUGACAAAGAUGGUUCUAUGAAAGGUGUAACUGUAACUAGGUCAGCCUUGGUAAACCAUUGUCGAGCUCUAACUGCAGCUUGUAAUUAUACUGAAGGUAUGUAUUUUGUAUUUAUGUUGCUUUUACUAAGACCUGGCCGAUCAGGACCGGGUUCUAGCGGUAGAGGAGUGUUGUCCAUGUCAGCUCUCAGUCAUGGAGUAAUCCGAGUGGAUCAAGAAAACAGUCUUACAUCUCUUACUUUACAAGAUUGUGGAUUGGUUAUGCCUGGUGCUCAGGUAGCUGUUGUGAAAGUGAAUGAACAGCCACAUUUAUGUAAGACUGAUGAAAUUGGGGAACUCUGUGUAAGCUCUUUGAUGACUGGAAGUGCUUACUGGGGGCUUCAAGGGCUCACCAACUCUAUAUUUAAGGUUCAACUAUUACAUCCAGAUGGGAGGCCUGCGAGUGAGCAGAAUUUUAUAAGGACUGGUUUGUUGGGCUUUCUUGGUCCAGGAGGACUUGUUUUUGUUUGUGGUACCCGAGAUGGUUUAAUGCAAGUCAGCGGGAGGAAACAUAACAGUGAUGAUAUCAUAGCUACUGUUUUAGCAGUGGAACCAAUGAAGUUUAUUUACCGUGGCAGGAUUGCUGUGUUUUCAAUUCGUGUGCUCAGGGAUGAAAGAAUAUGUGUGAUAGCAGAACAACGACUGGACUGCACUGAGGAAGAGAGCUUUCAGUGGAUGAGCAGAGUUUUACAGGCAGUUGAUGGUAUUCAUCAAAUUGGAAUUUACUGUUUAGCCUUAGUACCACCAAACUUUUUGCCAAAGACUCCUCUGGGUGGAAUUCACUUAUCAGAAACUAAACGAAUGUUUCUGGAAGGAAAUCUUCAUCCCGUUAAUGUGUUAAUGUGCCCCCACACAUGUGUUACCAAUCUUCCUAAACCUAGGGAAGUUCAUUCAGAGGUAGGACCAGCAUCAGUGCUGGUUGGCAGUAUGGUUCAGGGUGUUAGACUGGCAUCAGCUCAGGGAAGGGAUGUGGCACUAGUCGAAGAUGUAAGUGAUGCCACACGCAAAUAUCAGUUCAUUUCAGAAGUUCUUCGAUGGAGAGCAACUACCACUGCAGAUCACAUUGUUUUUACAUUGCUAAACUCCAAAGGAGGAGUUUCAUCAUCUCUAACUUGUUCACAACUACAAAAGAGAUCAGAGAGAGUUGGCUGUUUAUUGCUAGAGAAAGGGAAACUCAACACAGGUGACCAUGUGGCUCUUGUCUACCCUCCUGGUGUUGACCUUAUCUGUGCCUUCUAUGGCUGCCUUUAUGUUGGUGUUGUACCGGUUUGUAUUCGGCCUCCUCACCCUCAGAAUUUACAGACAACACUACCAACUGUCAGAAUGAUUGUAGACAUCAGUAAAUCUGCAAUAGUUUUAUCUACUGCACCUGUUAUCAAGCUACUGAAAUCCAAGGAAGCAGGUAAUGUGGUGGAUAUCAAAUCAUGGCCUACAAUACUGGACACUGAUGACCCACCCAAGAAACUAACAAAUAUCUAUAGGGCUCCUACUCCAGAAAUGAUUGCUUAUCUGGACUUCAGUGUUAGCACAACAGGAAUGUUAGCAGGAAUAAAAAUGUCUCAUGCUGCUGCUACCUCUCUCUGUAAGAGUAUGAAAUUGGCUUGCGAACUCUACCCAUCUCGUCAUGUAGCUUUAUGUUUAGAUCCAUAUUGUGGGUUGGGCUUUGUGCUCUGGUGUCUGAGUAGUGUCUACUCUGGCCAUCACUCAAUCCUCAUUCCUCCCUCUGAAAUAGAAGUUAAUCCAGCUCUGUGGUUGUCUGCCUUAAGCCAGUUUAAAGUUCGGGACACUUUCUGUUCAUAUGGGGUGAUGGAGAUAUGUACCAAGGGAUUAGCAUCCUCUAUCAACCAGCUCAAGCAACGAGGUGUCAACUUGAACUGUGUUCGGACUUGUGUGGUUGUAGCAGAAGAAAGACCCAGAGUUUCUCUCAGCAAUUCUUUUUCCAAGCUUUUCUCCAGCCUAGGACUUUCUCCUCGGGCAGUCAGUACCAGUUUUGGGUGUAGAGUCAAUGUAGCUAUUUGUCUUCAGGGAGCAUCUAGUCCUGACCCAACGACUGUAUUUGUAGAUGUACGUGCCCUUAGAAAUGACAGGGUAACACUAGUUGAGAGAGGAGCACCUCAUAGCCUGUGUCUUGUAGAAUCUGGGAAGUUGUUGCCUGGGGUUAAAGUUGUUAUAGCUGAUCCUGAGACCAAAGGUCAUUGCGCUGACUCACACCUUGGGGAGAUUUGGAUACAGUCCCCUCACAAUUCUACUGGCUACUUCACCAUCUAUGGAGAUGAAUCACUCCACAAUGACCAUUUUAAUGCACGUUUAAUGACGGGUGACACUGCACAAACAUAUGCUCGUACUGGCUACCUAGGGUUUUUAAGAAGAACUGAGUCAGUACAGGCAGAUGGUGAGCUCCAUGAUGCAGUGUUUGUAGUUGGGGCUCUUGAUGAAACAAUCAUGCUGCGAGGUAUGAGGUACCAUCCCAUUGACAUUGAAAACAGUAUUCUACGCUGUCACAAAAAGAUAUCAGAAUGUGCUGUGUUUACUUGGACCAACCUGUUGGUGGUGGUGGUAGAGCUUGAUGGAAAUGAAAAUGAAGCUCUAGAUCUGGUACCCUUGGUGACUAAUGUUGUCUUGGAAGAACACCAGCUCAUUGUAGGUGUGGUUGUUGUUGUGGAUCCGGGAGUAGUCCCCAUUAAUUCCAGAGGAGAAAAGCAGCGAAUGCAUCUUCGAGAUGGAUUUUUAGCCGACCAACUUGAUCCAAUCUAUGUGGCAUAUAACAUGUGACCAAAUGACUACUCUUCAUGAGUUACAUGGCAAAACCUUUUGACCAAUCAGUGAUAUCUGUUACUACAUGUCUUUUUUUUAUUAUUAAUUUCCAAAAAAAAAGAUGGAUGUAAACUUCUUAUCAGUCUGAAAAAUAGCAUUGGAAAGUUUAUAUAUAUAUAUUAUGGACCAUUUCCAACCACCUUAAAACAGCUUGGUUAUACUUAAGUAGCUAUUAUAAUAAAAGAUGUAUGUACCCUGUGAAGACAUGGUUUAUUCAUACAUCAUAAAGAAGUACUCUUUAACCUAUCCAUGGGACAUAUAGACAGAUCAAUAUGUUGUGAGUGGUAGUCUAUACUUGAUUAAACAAUCACUUUAACUUAAAACAAAGUUGAAAUUAUAUUUUAAUUUGCAAGUUUUCAUCAAUGGGUCUGUUAUCCUGCAAAAGGCCCUAGACAGUUAAAUGAAGUUAACUCAUGUUAAGACUGCUGUUUUUCAUUUUACGACAUGCACUUAGAAAUGAAGCAUCCAAGAAACGUGCUGACCCUUGGAUCUUACAAAACAGGAAUCAGUAACUAAGAUUCUAAUAGUAUUGCCUAAUGUGAAAGGUUUUUAAACACCUCUGUAAUAAAUAUUGUCUUGGUUAAGUAGGUUUUACAAAUACUUUACAUAUCAAAAAUUAGGAAGUUAAUUAAACAUUAUCUCCUUAGUAGUACUGUGAAGUUAAUAACUUUUAAAAGGUUGCAGUAACAGCACUAUAUCAGGCUGCAUAACCAAAAGAGAAACUUGAAGUUUUUAAUUUAUUGAUCCAUAGUUUAGGUUUUAAACAGGAUUUUCUUUUUACCUACUAUGUUAUUUAUCAUUAUUGAUUCAAUGUUUAUGUAGCAUUUAUACUUAAUAUCACAUUGCUAAUAUAUUUAGAAACCACUAGGUUAAUUAUGAUAAGGUGAUAAGUAACACCUAGUAUGUAGAAAGUUGUUUACCACUUCCAAGGUGUUCCAUGAAAUGUGAAACCUGUAUUAAGUUCACAGUACUAGGACUGAUAAAUUUUAAUGUUUCAGUUUAGUGCAAAGUCUGUCAGGAAAAACAUUUUUUUAUAACUUACAGCAUGUCACUUUUUAGGAAACUUUGGUAAUCUAUAUAGAGAGAAGUAAAAUUUAAUGUUUUUGUUUGCUUCAAACCAAAGAACUCUAUAAUACGUUCACAUUUGAUGGACACAAGUGUCAUCAUAUGAGUGUAUCGAAUGUUUUAAGUUUUCGAGUGGAAAAAAGACUAUGUGUAAGUAUUGAAAUGAAGUUUUUCUCAUUCAAAGGCACUUUUUUAGAUAUAGAAUAAACAAAGUUGCUUUGAAUACACAUAUAAACUCGUAUUUUCAUGUCUCCCCUCCUCCCCAUUGAUUUGAGUGCUUAUAAUGCCAGAUAGCCCAUUAUCCAGCUUUGCCCUUUGAACAAAAACAAACAUAUUUUCAUGCAUAACUUAAGAAUUAUAUUUUUUUGUUUUAAUAUUGCUUCAUAAAUCAAUAACUUUUUUAUUUUAAAAAAUUAAAUUAUCGUUCAUCAAAACGUGUUAUAGUAGUUGAAUUCAUCUUCUUAUAAAACUUAUUUAAUAGAUUGUUCAAGCAGAGUAUUCAUGAUGAUUACAUUGGAAUGGGUGUCAAUUGUCUGUUGUAGAAAAAAUACAAGUAUAGAGGACAACGUUUGUGAAGUAUUCCAUCUUUAGGUCCUCAAGAUGGAUGAUUUUGUAAACGUCGUCCACUACACUUGUGUUUUUAUACAACAGGCAGUUGCCACCAGUUCCAGUUUACUCAAUAAUGUACAUAUUUAGCUAUAAUGAUUAAGAAAUUUUACACUUAGCUAAUUUGAAAAACAGAGCCUAUAUAUUAAACCAAAAUAGGUUUGAUGUAUGACUCUCAGAUUAUUUCAAACAUGGUAAUAAGAAGAUUAAACAUUAACGGUAAAGUUCAUAGUGGAUUUUGUGAAACAAAUUUAGCUGAUUCCUACAUAAGUAAGAAAUCCUGUACCCAGAAAGCUUUGUUAAGUAAGUCUGUCCUUUGUAUAUGUCAGAUUUUAGUGCCUGUUAAUACUUAGAGUAGGUUCUAAGGAUACUGAAUAGUAUGAAGAAAGUCCUAUAUAGAUUCAGUACUUCAAUGAAUCCAGCCAUUAAACUUUAAUUUUGUGUAUUUUAUGCUGCUUUUAUUUUUCUAAUGGUUUAUUAUCAUUAUUUCUCUACUCAGUUUGAAGUAAAGCAGUUUAAGGUAUUAAUGUGUGUAGAUUUUGAGUGAAAUGCAUUUUGGUAGUUAUUAUAUCUUCAUUUUUGUACAUAGAAGUUUGUAUAAAAAAAGAAAAAAUAUAUGUAUUAAUCCAUUCAAAUCAGAUAAGAGUUGAUAAGUAGAUGUACAGUAUGGUGACAAGAGAUUUCAUACUUUGCCCAGUGAAUAGUUUCAAAAAUGAGUUUUUGCAAAAAAUGAUUGAAAAGUCAUUAAUAUAUAGAUGUGUGGAAACUGUCCAUAGAGCAUAAUAUUUCCAUGUUAUAGUACUGAUAAAUAUUAAUAUAACCAUCAGAAAUCACUAAGUUAAAAGUUUUGAAGCUUGUUUAACAGCUUAUUAACAUAGGAUAUAGAACAAAAUUGAUCAGUUCAAUUUAUUAGGUAAUAUUUGUUGUUAGAGAAAUGAGGAAUUCCUUGUUAAUGGAAUCAAUCACAAUAUGGCUGUUAUGCAUGAAAUUUCAAAUUGACAACAGAGAUGUAAUAUAUGUGGCAGCAAAGUAACCUACAUAUAGCAGUAUGUAAUACACGUUUUAAUAAAAAUGCAUUGUUAUUCA
Molecule: messenger RNA, 8074 nt
Organism: Limulus polyphemus (Atlantic horseshoe crab)
Lineage: Eukaryota; Metazoa; Arthropoda; Merostomata; Xiphosura; Limulidae
Product: disco-interacting protein 2-like
Source: RefSeq, a predicted model, not a curated record